AUGGAAGGAUUCGCAGCAGCAGAAGCCAUGUUGUACAUCAUCAAUAAAAUUUCCAACAGCUCAUUGCUCCCUAACAUCACUAUUGGUUACGAUAUCCGGGAUGACUGUAACACAUUAAUCCGAGGAGUUGAAGCCGCCUUUGAUUUUCUGUCAAGACCUGGAAGAGUCCCAUAUUAUCCAGUGACGCCAGACAAAUCCUACAAAUCUUCGCCGAACACCAGCAACCAUGCAGACACCGCCCAGCAGUUUAAGAUGUCAGAACAGUCAGUUAUUGCCGUUGUUGGACCAGCAAACUCUGACCAAUCGUUGGUAACUUCAACCAUCUUUAGCACAGUUCUGCUACCUCAGAUUAGUUAUUCUGCAUCGAGUCAAGUUCUCAGUGAUAAAACAGAGUUUACUUCGUUCUUCAGGUUAGUACCUAGCGACUGGGUCCAAGUGAAAGCAAUGAUUGACGUCCUUCUACAUCUGAACUGGACAUAUGUAUCCUUACUUGGUAGUGACACCAAUUACGGACGUCUCGGUUUAGCUUUGCUGGAAUAUGAGGCUGCUAAAGUGGAUAUCAAAAUUGCUAUGAAAAAAACAUUCAGUUACAGUUCCGCGCCGCAGGUUGCUGAAGAUAUUAUGGCAUAUAUCAACAGUAAUCCUAUAGUGUCAAAGAGCAAGGUCUUUAUCAUCUUUGCGUCACCACACGAAGUCUACCGUCUGCUAAAGAUAUUUCAGGAAUUCAAUUUUUCGGACAUCACAUAUUUCGCAUCAGAAAGUUGGACAUUAAAUAAAAGAAUUUUGAAUCUUGAUGUCAGUAUUAUUGAAGGCACUCUGGGGUUGCGUCCUUAUUCCGAAACUCCAACCGAUUAUCAAUCAUAUUUGGAAAGCCUGUCUUUAAAAGACGUCACAGAGUUAGAUACUUGGUUUCAAGAAUAUCUCAUUAUUAAGCACAUUUGUUCCAAUAUUACUCAACAAAACGAAACGAAUUGGAUACAUGAUGAGAUACCUCAAAUAGGUCACCGCAAUUUUCAAGAAGCAUGCUUUCGUAAUUUGCAGUCGAGUGGAAAAUCAGGGGAAUUGUUCGAUUACCUAAUGUUGAAGAAAGUACCGUUCGUAUUGGACGCAGUAUAUGUUAUUGCGCAUGCGUUACAUAAAUUACUGUGCAGCAACGGUUCCUGUCUGAAGAGGUUUAUUUCGAACAAAGAAAUAUUUGAAAUGAUAAAACAAACAAAAUUUGAUGGUCAGUCCGGCUUUAUUGAGUUUAACGAAUUUGGAGAUAUUUCUGGAGCAUUCUCCUUGUUCAAUAUACAAAAGAAAGAAGACGGCCAUUUGUUCUACAGAAAAGUUGGACAUUGGAAUUGUUCAUAUUUAGUUAUGGACCAGAACGAUAUCGUAUGGAAAGGUGAAGCUGAUGUAGUGAUAUCUCGUUGUGACCAGCCCUGCCCACCUGGGACACGCUUAGCUUUAGCAUCGGACAAGGAAUGCUGGACAUGCGUCCCCUGUGGUAAAGGGCAAUUUACAAAUGCCUACAAUAUGGCGUCUUGUCUGAACUGUACAGAACGUUUCGGAACAGGAUGGGGAAGUAACAAGAAUUACACGUCCUGUGAAGAGCUUCCGCAAGAUUUCCUUUCUUGGAACGGACAUUUCGCUGUCGGCAGUCUUCUUUUCUCAAGCAGCUGUCUCCUGUUCACAUUAAUAGUAUUAUCAUUCUUUGUGAAAUACCGCCACAGUCACAUUGUUAAAGGAUCUAAUCGGGAGCUGACAUAUGUCUUAUUCGUAUCUUUGAUCCUUUCUAUAUUUUCCCCAUAUGUCUAUAUUGGUCGGCCAACUCAUACACGCUGUAUGUUGCAACCAAAUUAUUUAUCCUUUGUUAUGUCUUCAUCCGUGCUAGUUAUAUAUUUUAAAACGGAUCGAAUACUUUGCAUCUUCAACGCUAAACCGACCACAAUUGAUAAUCUUCAUUUAGAAAAACGUAAACGAGAUCGAUUGCAGAUAUUAUGCUUUUUGGUAAUCGAAUUAAUUAUUUGUGGUUCAUUAGCAGCAUCAACAUAUUUUCAUCAACCAACCGUGGAUUUCUAUACUGUUCAAGACACAUCUGUAUCACUUGGAUGUUCUCUAGCUUGGUACCACCAACACGCCGUAGCUUUCGUUUGGUUUACAAUUCUUAUACUUGGCAGUAUUUACAAAGCGUAUCGCGUACGGAAACUCCCGGAAAACUUUAACGAAGCAAGACAAAUUAAUUUCACAUUAUUUAUACUGUUCCUAAUAUGGGUUUUGGUGUCAGUAGGUGUUGCUAACGAACCCAACCACGGCGUAUGUUCUUCUUAUAUAUGUAUAGCUGCCCAGCUUCAUACUCUAGUUGUGCUGGUGUUCAUGUUGAUUCCCAAACUGAGAAUCAUCAUAUUUCAACCAACGAAAAACUCUACAGAAGCUAUCCUCCAUAUUACACCGUUGAUGCUUCGCACUAGCAAAGUUAUCUUCAUUUUCUCUCGUACUUCAUUUUCUCGUGCUUCAUUAUCUUCAUUUUCUCUCGUGGUAGAUAUUAGUGAAAUCAAGGCAUCUAAUCUAGCUUUCCCCUCUAAAUCUGUACCCUCAAAUACUUUCAAGCUAGGCCGAAAAGUUGCUGAAACAGCUCACGAUAUCAACGAUGCGUUUGGCCCAGGAACCACAAAUGAACGUACAGUAGAAUGGUGGUUCAAGAAAUUUCGCAACGGUGGCGAGAGUCUUGAAGAUGAUAAGCUCUGUCUACAAGAACGACCAUUCAGUGAAUUGAAGAAAUAUCAGUAA
Molecule: messenger RNA, 2772 nt
Organism: Octopus bimaculoides (California two-spot octopus)
Lineage: Eukaryota; Metazoa; Mollusca; Cephalopoda; Octopoda; Octopodidae
Product: extracellular calcium-sensing receptor
Biological process (GO): G protein-coupled receptor signaling pathway
Cellular component (GO): membrane
Molecular function (GO): G protein-coupled receptor activity
Source: RefSeq, a predicted model, not a curated record